CUGGGCGACGUUGAAACUUCAUGGAUGCGAGGAUUCUCAAGGUCAGGCCGAGAAAUCAGCUCCGAAUAGAUCUCCUCGGUCUAACUGGAUCUAAGCCCGGGUUGAAGGAAGCCGAGAGUGACCAUCGAUGACGCGUCACCUGGCAGGCGGUGAAGAGGCGGGCGAACUGGUCUUGGCUGAAAAGCUUAAACCGACGUCGGCAUCAUCCGAGCGGAAGGAAGGCAACCCCCACCAGACCAGCCAAACAACGGACGAAACGAACUAUCCUCCGCCACCGACGCCGCCACCACCACCAUAACCACCACUAUACCCACAGCCAUAACACCACGACACCUCACUCAAUCCACAAACAACAAUCGCAAUCAUGGGAGGCAGCAAUCUGGAAGUCUUCAAGUUCGGAAUGUACAUCAUGUUCCCGAUCGCCGUAAUGUACUACUUCGGUACGAACCUCGACAACCGCUUCAGCGUGGAAGGCUUUUGGCCGAACCCCAACCAGACCCACAAGAUCCCGCACGACAGGGAAGAUAUCGUCAGUGAGCUCGAGCGUAUGCAGAAGCAGCGACUAGAGAGGCGUGCGGCCAGGAUGGAGUUGGAGCCUUUGGACAAGGGGGAGAAGAAGCAGUAGUCGGAUGUGCCUAUGGCGAGCUGUGUGGUUGGCGGGGUAAACUGCUUGGGAUUCGUACAACUGGUUUUUCGUGAAUUUGGAGGAAGACGCGAUGUGACGACGAUGAAGACUUGUAUCAUUAUUGUACUUUACGCUGUAUGGCAAUCACACCACCGCCACCAUCACUAUCAUUCCGCCAUGGCGAAUGUUCUGGAGGAGUUGACAAAACGGGCACGCAUAACUAACAAGUUGGUCCUUACGGUUUCGGUUCCAUCUCCGACACAGUUUCACACAAAAAAGCUCGACGUCUCCAACACUAACCACGAAAAAAAUCACUGAACA
Messenger RNA from Tricharina praecox, 946 nucleotides. RefSeq lists its product as uncharacterized. NCBI's taxonomy places the organism in Eukaryota, Fungi, Ascomycota, Pezizomycetes, Pezizales, Pyronemataceae. The record is from RefSeq and is a predicted model, not a curated record. The coding region runs from base 365 to 625 and encodes 86 amino acids. Gene Ontology annotation, biological process: mitochondrial respiratory chain complex IV assembly. The transcript has 3 exons. Gene Ontology annotation, cellular component: mitochondrion; mitochondrial inner membrane.